AUGUCUACCCAAGCUGCACCCAGUAUCCUGUUCACACACACCAAUCCCCAGGAUGGAUUCCGACUACUGGAACUAUCCCCCGAACUAGAAGAACUACUAACCUCAAAAGAUGCACCAGUCCUCGAACUCAAAUCCCCCUCCACAGCCCUCGCACAAGCAGUCCUCGACCCAGCCGCACAAGACUACGUAAACCUCUGCACCCCAACCCAAACCUACCGCAUCCGCCAAGUCCAAUCCUCAAACUCCCUCCACAUCCUCCGCCCCAGCCAUGCCGAAAUCUCCCAAGCAGACAUAAAAGUCGUAACCGAAGACGAAGACCCCCUCUCCCUCCCCUCCGAAGCCGUCACCGCCAUCGCAAAGUGCUCUUCAACACUAGAGCUGCAUAUCCCUCCAGGCGGCUUCUCCGCCGUCCCGUUCUUGGAAAAGAGUCUAAGGCUGUAUGACCCGCGCGCUGACGACGGGGACGUAGCCAUGGAAGCUGAGUCUGCGCCGUUGGAUGCGAAGCGGGUGAGGGAGAUGAGGGAAAGGUUGUGGAGGGAUAUUCCGGUUUCGGAGAAGCAGUGUGCAAGCGGGUGGAUGGAGGUUUGUGGGUUUGUGGAUUCGGGCGAGGAGAUUGCGUGUUGGAGGCCUUCGGCGAGGGCGAGAUUGCGGGUUUGGAAGAGGGUUGUUGAGGGGAGUGUUUUGCAGGGGAUUGAUCUUGAGAAGCAGUUUCUGGUUCGGGAUUUGUGGAGGGCCGUUCUUGAUGAGGAUGAUGAGGUCGAGGUGCCGUUUCCGAGGGCUUUGUUGGAGGCUGUUGUGAGGAGGAUUUGUGUGGAGGAGGAGAGGGUGGAUUUGAGGGAUGAGAUUAAAUGGGCGAGCUUUGAUAGAGUGGAAUGUACGCAAUGGGUUGGCGAGACUUACUUGGCUGCUACUGCUCCCAUCAGCUCGUCUGCUAUCGGGAGAAGUGAAUUCCUUCGGGGGUGGAAGGAUUGUCUGCCUGAGUCUUGGAGGGCAGAGGCAGCGCUCUCGAAGUUGAAGAAUGGCUGCUACAGCAGUCCUGACCCUACGACUAUAUUCUUUGUUGAGCCGUCUCAGCGGCAACAAGCCAGCAAAACUUCUAGUGCUCCAGCCACAGCUGCAAAGGCUAAAAACACGAGAAAUUGGCACGAAUUGCUCAAAGGCAGCCGUUGA
Molecule: messenger RNA, 1170 nt
Organism: Penicillium bovifimosum
Lineage: Eukaryota; Fungi; Ascomycota; Eurotiomycetes; Eurotiales; Aspergillaceae
Product: putative sister chromatid cohesion protein Dcc1
Exons: 4
Coding region: 1-1170 (389 amino acids)
Biological process (GO): mitotic sister chromatid cohesion; maintenance of mitotic sister chromatid cohesion
Cellular component (GO): chromatin; chromosome, centromeric region; nucleus
Source: RefSeq, a predicted model, not a curated record